Messenger RNA from Arabis nemorensis, 4110 nucleotides. NCBI's taxonomy places the organism in Eukaryota, Viridiplantae, Streptophyta, Magnoliopsida, Brassicales, Brassicaceae. The record is from the annotation of a GenBank genome assembly.
AUGGAGGUGCAAAGCCUAUCAAGCUUUGAUUUGGAUCCAGGUCCUGUUGAUCAAUCUAUAUUAGUAUGGCAACAUGAGCAUAGAUCAGCUGCAAUAUGGGAGGACGAGGUUCCUCCUCGUGAAUUGACAUGUCGGCACAAAUUAUUAGGCAUGCGAGAUUGGCCUCUGGAACCUCUCGUGUGUCGAAAGUUGAUCGAGUUUGGACUGUAUGGAGUGUACAAGGUUGCGUUUAUACAACUUGAUUAUGCUCUGAUAACAGCUCUUGUGGAAAGAUGGAGACCCGAAACGCAUACUUUUCAUCUUCCUGCUGGAGAGAUCACUGUGACUUUACAAGAUGUGAAUAUAUUGUUGGGUCUCCGUGUAGAUGGACCUGCGGUAACUGGUAGUACAAAAAACAACUGGGCUGAUUUAUGCGAGGAUUUGCUAGGUCGUAGACCAGGUCCUAAGGAUCUACAUGGUUCUCAUGUGUCCUUAGCGUGGCUUCGUGAUAAUUUUCGGAAUUUACCUGCUGACCCUGAUGAAGUUACGUUGAAGUGUCACACUAGGGCUUUUGUGUUAGCUUUGAUGAGUGGUUUUCUUUACGGGGAUAAGUCUAAACAUGAUGUUGCGUUGACGUUUCUUCCUCUGCUAAGGGACUUUGAUGAAGUGUCUCAGCUUAGUUGGGGUAGUGCUACGCUAGCACUUCUCUACAGAGAGUUGUGUCGGGCAAGUAAGAGGACCGUUUCUACCAUUUGUGGCCCUCUUGUUCUGUUGCAGUUAUGGGCAUGGGAACGAUUGCAUGUUGGUCGUCCUGGAAGACUUAAAGAUGUUGGUGCUUCGUAUAUGGAUGGCAUUGAUGGUCCUUUACCAGAUCCAUUAGGCUGUAGGUGGAGGGCUUCUCUGAGUCAUAAAGAGAAUCCACGCGGAGGACUGGACUUUUACAGGGACCAAUUUGACCAGCAGAAAGAUGAGCAGGUCAUGUGGCAGCCUUACACUCCGGAUCUUCUAGAAAAGCUUCCUCUUAUAUGUCUUAGUGGUCAAAACAUAUGGCGAACCGUCGCACCCUUAAUUUGUUUUGAUGUUGUUGAGUGGCAUCGUCCUGAUCGUGUACUGAGACAGUUUGGUCUUCACCAAGCAAUUCCAGCACCUUGUGAUAAUGAAAAAGCUCUUCAUGCUAUUGACAAAAGAGGCAAAUCAGAAUAUGACUGGUCAGCUCGUCAUAGUAAACAUAUCGAAUUGUGGGAGGCACGUGAGUCAACUGUUGCUUUUGGUGAACCAGAGUGUAUCCCAAUGGAUUAUAAUGAUCCUUAUAUGGAGUGGUACCGCAGAAUUACUAGAAGAAUCAUUAGUCCUAUGAACGAGAGGCGCCCUGGGCAGUUUCUACCCACUGGCUUUGCUUUCCAAGUGCUUGUUCAGAGAGUUGCAGCCAUUCAUGCUCGUUCUAAGGCUUCGCUUGAAGAGGAACUUACUGUUGACACCGCUAGACAAACAUUACAAGAUAUCGUUGAUAUGUGUGCAGGCGCCCUUCAACUCAAUGCACCUUUAGGCUCAUUAUCUAAUGGCUCUGUUGCUCAAGCUCCAACUCCAGAACCAUUUCUGAUGUUACCUCAACCUACGCCUACAGAAAUAUCGCAAAAGCCAUCGUCUGGAGAAAUCGUAUGCUUACCUUUGAAUGAAACUGGGACUGAUGAUGGUAUCUCUGUAGAACCCUUGGAAGUGAUGCCACCUGUUCAGGAUAUAGGAUGUGAGCAAUCAUUACCAUCAGUUUCUCAGAAACCUCUCUUCUGGCCUUCGGGAGGGAAGCUAACUUUCAGUUGGAUCUGUGAUGUAAUGUUGGGAUUUGAUUGGUCUUCGAGGAAUCUUCCACCUUGUGAAUUUUCAAGUGUUUUGCCUUUUAAUGUCUUGGAUGAGCUGGUCGUCUCUGCUUCCAAAAUCUUGAAAAAGGAGCCAAAUUGCGUUAGGAUAGAUAGUGACAAAGCAAAGGUCGUUGUGGUUGGAGAUCUACACGGGCAGCUACAUGAUUUGCUGUUCCUUAUGCAGGAUGCCGGAUUCCCGAAUGGUGACCAGUUCUACGUGUUCAAUGGGAAUUAUGUAGACAAAGGAGCGUGGGGUUUAGAAACUUUCUUGCUUCUUUUAUCAUGGAAGGUGUUUCUACCGGAAAGAGUGUAUCUUCUACGUGGCAGUCACGAGAGCGAAAGUUGUACAUCACUAUAUGGGUUUAAAAAUGAAGUGUUAACCAAGUAUGGAGAUAAAGGAGCAGCUGUCUACAAAAAGUGCUUGGAAUGCUUCCAGUUACUCCCUUUGGCUUCUGUGAUUGGUGGGAAGGUUUUUACAGCUCAUGGAGGUCUUUUUCGGGAUGUAUCAAGCUUUCUCUCAGAUAAACAAGAACGAAGCAGAAAACGCAAGCGAAGUCAGAAAAAGCAAGCGGAUAAUAGUGUUCUUGAAACUGAAGAUAGAUCUGAGCCCUUGCCUCUUGGCUCGUUGAAGGAUUUAUCCAAAGUAAAAAGGCGUGUUAUGGAUCCUCCUGCUGAAGGUUCAAACUUGAUUCCUGGUGACAUUCUUUGGUCAGAUCCGUCGAAGGACACCGGGCUCUUUCUUAACAAAGAGAAAGGCGUUGGUUUGUUGUGGGGUCCUGAUUGCACUGCAAAGUUCCUGCAAGACAAUGAGCUAAAGUUGAUCAUCAGAGGGAAGGAAGCUCCUGACAAAAGAGCAAACCGAGACGGUCUUCCACCUAUGAAUGACGGAUAUGUAAAAGACCAUGAAGGGCUAUUAACUUUGUUCAGUGCUCCUGAUCAUCCUCAGUUUCAGGAUACAGAGGAGAGAAUCAACAACAAAGGAGCCUACAUAAUUCUGCAAAUCCCCGAAUAUGAGGAGCCUGAAAUUCAUGUGUUCGAAGCUGUAUCUCCGAGACCAAAGGUGGAGGCGUACUAUGAAUAUAGAAGCCUGAUUCAUUCACCCAAAAAUUUAGUACACAACACUACUACUUCUGUUGAUUCACCAUCCUCAGCGCCUGGCGACAAAGAUUGUUUAAUAUCUUCAGAGAAUAAGUCCAUGGAUCUCUCUGAGCCAAUGGAAGUUGAAGAAAAAGAUGAUGUUAAUUCCAAGUGCUCAGAAUCUAGAACUGAUGAAGUUAUGGUUGAUUCUGGUGAUAAAGAUAUGGUUGAUUCUUCAGAAAAUAUUGAAAAUGGUUCCAAAGAAGCUGACCAUUCCGAAACUGAGGAGGCUAGGGAAGAUGAUGCAGUAGGAAAAACUGAAUCUUGCAGCAGAACAGAGACUACGUCUGAAGCUAUGGAAACUGAUGGGAAACUAGAAUCGAGUACUCCUAAACCUAUUGAUCUGGAACCGCCGCUAGCUUGUGAUCGGCAUGUAGAUUCGGGAAAAUCCCUAGAAUCUCGGACAGAAUUACCGGGAGACAUUAGACCAAUGGCAGUUGAUGAUAAACCUAGUGAUGAAAUUGCUGGUGAGUCUGAAUCCCGAAUUGGAGAAGAAAAUGAUGUAGAAGCCUCCAACUCUACCAAGAUUUCGGAAGAGAAAGCAGCCAAAGGAAUAAAUAGCGACUCUCUUGAGGUGUCAAAUAAUGUAACUGAAGAAGAGACUCGUGAUGCCAAAGUAGAUGACUGUAGUAUCACUGGUGAUGCUGCAGUGGAAUUAGAAAUCGCAUCUGAUGAGAAACCAGAAAGUGUAGUAAACGAAAUCACAGGGAACAGUACAGCUGAAUGUACGACAGAUAUAAACAGAGACAAAGCGACUGAUGGUGCCGAGAAGUUAGAAUGUUCAAACAGCAAACUCAAUUAUUCAGAGCCUAGCGAAGAUGUGAAUGGUGUGGUCAACACAGACUGUACUAAUUCAUCCAAAUGUUUAACCAGCAAGCCAGGUGGGUCUGAGCCAGUGGUGGCUCAUGAAAAGUUUACGAAUAACACAAAACCGUCUCAUGUUAAGGAUCAUGAAGAGUCUGCAAAUAAGCCGGAGAGAGUAAUCAAACUGGUUACCUAUUCUAAGCGUAGUAAGUCAUCCGACAAAAAACACAUGGUUGAUUCUAGUGAAGAUCCACAACAGAAGAUCAAGGAUGCUGUUGAUUCUAAGACCAAGGAUGCUCUCGACAAGUCACACUCAGUUCCAAAAGACUCGUGA